Molecule: messenger RNA, 393 nt
Organism: Rhizophagus irregularis DAOM 181602=DAOM 197198
Lineage: Eukaryota; Fungi; Glomeromycota; Glomeromycetes; Glomerales; Glomeraceae
Source: RefSeq, a predicted model, not a curated record
AUGGUAACCGAUCAAAAUCAUUCAUCCGACGUAUCUAGCGAGCAGGAAGUUAUCAGAUAUACAGAGAAAUUAGCCCAGUCAUUAGGACUGGAUGAGCAGAAUACAAGAGCAUAUAAAGCACUCUCUGGACAGAUUUGGGCAUUAGAAAAAAGACUGGAAGAUUAUCAUAUCAAAUAUGUAAAGCUUAAAAGGAAGGUCAAUUUAUUGGAAGAUGAAUUGGAAGAUGAAUUAGAAAAUCUGGACGAAUGUGUAGAUAGGGAAACUGUGGUCGACUUAAUACAAGAAAUAGUUUCUUCGAUAAUUGAUAAAAAAGGUAAGGGUUCUUCUGAAGAAUCUGAUUCGGUUAAGACAAUUGUGAUAAAAGAAAAUGAGGCUAUCCCUCAUAAGCAAUGA